CCCCUUUCUUCCUUUCUCAUCAUCACCUUUUUAGGACUCAGUCUACAUGUCUGAUCAACAGCUUCUUCUUGAGCGACAAGCUCGGCGGCAUGCUCUGGCCAAGGUUGAGGAGCGCAUCAAGCAAACACCAAAUAUGCAUGUCGAACCAAGCGACCUGAAGGCGGCUGGUAUCCGCCACUUCCCUUUGUCCCUCGAGGGUGCCAAGGACCGGCCGUCUUUCUUCAGACCGUACGAAGAGGAGCUGCCUCUUCCAGUUGAGGAAGACGAAUUUCUUCAGAUUGAGCUGACCCCGGAUAAUAUCAUGUGGGACACUCGUGCGUUGGAGCUCUUCCUCUUUGACCACUUCCAUGACUGCAGAGGGUCUGCCAAGCGCGAGUAUCCCCAAAAUCCUCCGUAUGGUGUGUACCGAGAAAUUGGGGAUUUCAAGUUCGGCCAAUUACUGGAGUGUGGGAAGUUUAACUGGUAUGCUGUUUCGGUGACUGAUUACCCAGACGAGAACUUGCCCCACAUCAAGGCAAUCGUGGAAAAUGAUGCUAUUGGUGAUGGUAGACUACUCCGUGGAGAAAUCAUGACAAUUACAGACAUCAUGAGGGCCCGUCUAAGAAGCAACACACUGCGACUGCAUAUUAUUGCUCCGAUGCUGGUUCUUUCCCUCAUGGGCCCCCGUCAUGCCCGUGUUCUAGAGGCCGAUUUUGAUGGAGCGAUGCUUAACAUCCGUGCUUCGAAGUUGUAUGAUUUCACGCGGAAGAACACAGAUGCUGUGCAGCUGCUGACGCGGUAUUGGCUGGGUGGGGCAUGCGGCCAGACCACGAUGAAACCCUAAGUUGAUAUAUCUCAUUGUGGCGUUCAGGUUUGGCGUUGUACUUGAAAUGGGACGGAACAUGGGCAUUGAUCACGAUAAUUUGGAUUAGCUGGCUGAUAACGACCGUCGUUCUGGCAAUGACGUCGACAUAUACGAGUUAGGUAUAAUGGGAAAAUACUUUGCAUUCAUCAUGCUCGGGAAGUCGAAACUUCAAGGGUAAAUGCACAGAGAGCAC
Messenger RNA from Aspergillus vadensis CBS 113365, 1037 nucleotides. RefSeq lists its product as uncharacterized. Bases 47 to 823 code for a protein of 258 amino acids. The record is from RefSeq and is a predicted model, not a curated record. The transcript is spliced from 3 exons. Lineage: Eukaryota; Fungi; Ascomycota; Eurotiomycetes; Eurotiales; Aspergillaceae.